Messenger RNA from Pyrgilauda ruficollis (rufous-necked snowfinch), 2160 nucleotides. RefSeq lists its product as uncharacterized. Lineage: Eukaryota; Metazoa; Chordata; Aves; Passeriformes; Passeridae. The record is from RefSeq and is a predicted model, not a curated record. The coding region runs from base 1 to 927 and encodes 308 amino acids. The transcript is spliced from 2 exons.
AUGGCGGUCACCUUGAUCCUGGUCACCAUGAUCGUCAUCAUGAUGGUGCUCACCUUGAUCCUGGUCACCAUGAUCAUGGUCAGCGGGGUGGUGGCCACCAUGACUGUGGUCACCUUGAUCCCGGUCACCAUGAUCAUGGUUGUCAUGAUGGUGGCCACCUUGAUCCCGGUCACCAUGAUCAUGGUCAGCAUGGUGGUGGCCACCAUGAUCAUGGUCACCUUGAUCCCGGUCACCAUGAUCAUGGUCACCGUGACUUUGGUCACCUUGAUCCUGGUCACCGUGAUCAUGGUCAGCGUGGUGGUGGCCACCAUCAUUGCGGUCAUUGUGAUCCCGGUCAUUGUCAUGGUGGCCACCAUGAUCAUGGUCGUCAUGAUGGUGGCCACCAUGACUGUGGUCACCAUGGUUGUGGUCACCUUGAUCCCAGUCACCAUGAUCACGGUCACGGUGGCCACCACGAUCGCGGCGGAUCGAGUGCACGGAGAGGCCGGAUCGUCGCGGGGUGUGGGAGGGUUGGUUGGGGUGAUGUCGGGAGAUCUUCCAGGAGAAGAUUUGUCCAGGUGGAUCCCAGGAACUCUUUCGACGAAGGAUUUGUCCAGGUGGAUCCCAAGAGAUCUUCCAGCAAAGGAUUGGUCUGGAUGGACACGGGAAGUUCUUCCAGCGAAGGAUUUGUCCAGAUGGAUCCCAAAAGUUCUUCCAGCGAAGGAUUUCUCCAGGUGGAUCCCAAGAACUCUUUCAGCUUUGGACAGAUCCUGGAAGUUCUUCCAGGGGAGGAUUUCUCCAGGUGGAUCCCGGGAGCUCCUCAGGGGCCUCGAUCCCGGAGUUGGUUCCGUGGCUCCGGACUGGUUCGGACGCCGGGGAGAAGGUUGGGAUCUCCUGCUCCAGGUGGGUUUUCCUUGGAAUGUGGGGAGUGGGAUCCACCUGGACUGAGAACUUUGGGAUCCCCAGUUCCCAAUGGAUCAAGGAACUUUGGGAUCCUCACUUCCCAAUGGAAUGAGAACUUUGGGAUCUGGAAUUACCCAUGGAUUGAGAACUUUGGGAUCCCCAAUUCCCUGUGGAUCAAGAACUUCGGGAUCCACCAUUCUCCAUGGACUGAGGACUUUGGGAUCUGGAAUUCCCAACGGAUUGAGAACUUUGGGAUCCCCAAUUCCCUGUGGAUCAAGAACUUCGGGAUCCACCAUUCUCCAUGGACUGAGGACUUUGGGAUCUGGAAUUCCCAAUGGAUCCAGAACUUUGGGAUCUGGAAUUCCCAAUGGAUCCAGAACUUUGGGAUCCCCUGGACUGAGAACUUUGGGAUCCCCAAUUCCCAAUGGAAUGAGGACUUUGGGAUCUCCGUGGAUCCAGAACUUCGGGGUCCCCAAUUCCCACCAGACCCCAAACUCUGGGAUCCCCAGCCCGGCCCCUCUCCAGCUCAGCCCCCCCUUUUCCCACGGGAAUAUUUCUCCCCCUAUUUAAAAUUUGGGAAUUCCCAUCCCCGCUGCCCUUCCCCCCCAUGGACAUUCUGCACUUUAUUCCAGGCUCUGGGAAUUCCGGGAUCGCCUCCGGGGGUUUUAUUUUGGGAUCAUCCCACAAAAUUUGGGAAUUUUUGGCCUCCCGGGAACUCGGGAUGAGCCCUGCUGGAAAAUCCCGGAGCUUUUAUGCAAAUCCCUCCACUCCCAUCCCACUUUUUCCCCACAAAAUUCCCAAUUUUUUCCCCGCUCUGAUUUUUCCCAGAAAUUUUUUUUGGGAGGAAAAAAAAAAAAAAAAAAUCCAGUCAGGAUUGAAAUUCCCAACAAAAUUCCCAUUCCUGGAACGCUUGGGCUUGGAGGGGAUUUUUUAGGGAAUCUCCUGAAUUUUUAGGGAAUUUUAACCCCAGGAUCCGACUCCUCAGAGGUCCUGCUGCUUUUAUCCCCAUUUUCCCGCUUUUAUCCCCAUUUUCCUGCUCUUUUUUCCCUUUUUUUCCCAUUUUUUCUUCCCCCUGGCUAUGCAAGAGCUCCCCCGGGAGGGAAAUCCCAGAAAAAUCCUGGAAAAAUAAAAAUCCCCGGGAAAAAAAAUUCUCGGGAAAGGCUCGAAUGGACCCUGAAAACCCCCGGGGAGAAUCCCGGGAUUUGGGAUCCGCCGGGAAAGGCUUCGGGAUUCCCUGGAUAUGCAAAGAGGGCGCCAAUAAAUCUGUGACAAAUGGGA